AUGUCUCAAGAACAAAACGCUGGAGUACCGUCUCAAAUUUCUACUGAUGCGGUGAUUGCAAGUAUUAGUUUGAGAAACAUCCUUACUCGUGUUAUCGAGCAGAACCCUGAUUAUAGUGGCGGCUAUCUGGGAGCUGCAAUUUACGAGCAAUCAAAGACAACUAUUCAGCUGUUGAAGGAUGUCCUCGAAGACCAGGAAUACAACUCUUUGAACGCGUUGUUAGAACAAGAGGAACCAACUACCAUAUUGGCAAAUAAAGCACAAGAUAUCCGUUUCAUACGCCAUAUAUCGGAGUUGUGCGGCGUGAGGUUACCUCAGCUAGACAUCUUUGUGGAAUCUACUGACCUAGAGGGCUCAAGUUCGACUCUCUCAACGAAUCCACUUGACCCCAGCACUGAGACAUCUACAAAUGUAGAUGAAAGUGACACAACGACUGAACACCCUGGCCCACCAGCACAGAAAAUCAAGAAUGAUUUGUUGGAAAACCCGAAAUGUAACAUCGUUCCUGACGGCGAAAAGGAAGAUGGAGAAGAUGAAGAAGGAGAGCCGGAUCGACCCACUCUUAUUUUCCUAGCUAAUAACACCUUUAACUUCGAGACAGCUUUCAAACGUAUCUCUGAGCUGUUUGUAGAAGAAAGCGCAAACGAAGCCGAAAACCAUCUCACAACCAGAUUUCGCAUUGAUAUGUCAUGCCGAAAUAUGGUUCGUGCUAUGGGUGCCUUGCUGAAGUAUAUGGAUUCUGCACGCAUCGGAGUCGAAUUCGAAACCGCUAACGUUCGCACCCCAGUGACCGCUAUCAAAACUAUAUCCAUCGAUGAGAUGGUUGAGAUUGACAGUAAUACAUACCUCGCGUUGGAUAUUUUUCUCCCAAACGAACACAAGAGAGCUGCCAAAGCUAAGUCAGAAUGUAAAUCUCUGUUCGGCCUGUGCAACAAGUGCAGAUCAGCGCCUGGGAAACGCAUGUUGAGGAAAUGGUUCGAGCACCCUACCACAAAUCGCGAGGUUCUCAGUGAAAGGCAGGAAGCGAUUUCGUAUUUUCUCCAGGAUUGCAACAUGGAGCUCACAGGAAAGCUGCAUACCCUACUUGGUUCAUUAAGAAAUAUGAGGUACAUUCUCAAUCAGCUGCGCAAUGGCACCGCAAAAGUGCUACAAUGGGAUAACCUGUACAAGACGAUAUCAAGCUCAGUGAUGAUCGGUCGAUAUUUGGAAACCAUGGGAUCUCCACUGAAGUUGCUGAAAGACGACAUUGGCUUUUAUGGGGAUGUACUAGAGGAAACUUAUGUUGUGCUGAAUGCUAUGAUUGAUUUCGAAGAGUCUUACUCAGAGAACCGUCUUGUGAUGAGCCCAGGCGUUGACCCGGAACUUGAUGAAGCGAAGAGGCUCUACCGUAACCUGCCAUCUCUUCUCACCCAGGUGGCUCAAGAUGAAUUUAGUCGAUUCAAAGCGGAGACCUGUUCGGUUGCUUAUGUGCCUAUGAUAGGCUAUCUUGUCGCAUUGCCUCACAACUUUCCCGUUGAGAAAUUCGAAGAUGUAGAUAUAAUCUACUCCACGAAUCACACUAUACAUGCCAAAAGCGAAAGAAUGAGAUCGCUGGAUGAGGAGUAUGGAGAUGUUAAGAUGAGAAUAAUUGACAAAGAGACAACUAUUACUCUAAGGAUGUCAUCACUGAUUCUUUCUCGAUCAGCGCUCCUUUUCGGUAUAGAAAGAGCUGGUGCUCUACUGGAUGCAGCUAUAUCGCUGGCAUUGACGGCUAGACAGUUUGGUUGGAAUCGUCCAAAAUUUGUCGACGAGCCCAUUAUCGACGCUGUGCGAGUUGUUCAUCCAUUGUCUCAGCUCGUUACAGAACAUUUUGUUCCAAACCCAAUUAGCUCUGGAGGUGAUUAUUCAAAAAUCAAGAUCUUCACUGGACCAAAUGCAUGUGGAAAAAGUGUCUACCUAAAACAGGUCGGCGUUCUUGUUUUUCUCGCUCAUAUCGGUAGCUUUGUACCAGCUGAAGUUGCCCAUGUUGGUAUUGUCAAUCGCAUUUUGUCAAGAAUUUAUACCAUUGAUACUGCCCUAGAUGGCUUGAGCACCUUUGCAAAAGAUCUAGAUCAGAUCUCUCUUGCGCUCCGACGUGGCAAUGAACGAUCCCUUGUGAUUAUCGAUGAGUUUGGGAAAGGAACAAUGACGGAGGUCGGCCUUUCACUACUAGCAUCGACUCUGUCUUAUUGGGCUGCAAAAGGUCCGCAAGGAUGUCCUCAUAUAUUCGUUGCUUCGCAUUUCCAGGCUUUACCUGAGUUGGUCAACGAUGAGUUUGACGUCAUAUCGUAUCAUACUAUGGAAGUGAUGAAAAAAGGGGCCGAACUGAACUUCCAGUAUCACUUAGUCGACGGUUUGGUUGAUUCGUCAUAUGCAGCUUAUACGGCGUCUAAAAUGGGUGUAUCUCAAGAUAUCGUGGAUCGCGCAAACAAGAUUUAUGAAUUCAUCCGUGGUGGUCACGCUUUGUCCGACUUGUCUAGCCUAGAUACUGAAGAAGAUGUUAGGAAUCAGUGGUUGUUGGAUGCAAUUGUGGAGAUACAGCCUCAGUUUGAAGAUUGGGACAUACGUGCAGAAGUGGACGGCUUGCUGGAAAUGCUUGAAAAGUACAUUUUUGAACCAGAUGAAAAAAUUCAGCAAGACAUGUCUCAGAAAAGCGACUCCACAAACGAUGAACAGCAUUCGGAAGGGGAAGCUAGAGUUGUGGAGAACGAAGAAGAUGAUUCGGACAGUCAAGUGGACAAAGAAGAGGUCGAGCAAUCAACAGUUUCUGAAGAUGAAAAUAUCAGAUCGCACCAAGUCGCAGACGGCACCAUUCUUGACAUGCCUCCCAGCGCAAUGUGCAACAAGAGCAAAAGUAAGGACCGAAGUAAUCUCUCCGUCUCUUUCGCUGUGGAUAUGGUUAAUACCGGAGGCACAGCAGCAUUACCAAACGCGGCUUCGGACUCGGAAAAUGUGGAGGAUAUAAAGCGCAUAGUUAUUGCGGAUUCUGAUGAUGAAACAACAGAAACAGAUGACGAGGAAAAACCGACUAGCAAGAAUAGCCAGUCAAGGGCAUCUGAGGAAAAGGUUCUGCCAAAAAACGCAGAAUUGAAGCGCCAACAAUCGCCAUCCUCGGAAGUGAUUCAAAGGAAGAGGGCUCGUUCAUUCUAGUUAUCUGGUGUUUACAGUAAUCUCCAAGUGUUUGCUUAUCAUAUGAGUUUUCAUAGGUUCUAGAAAUGUUUUCUCUUCUCCACCAGAUCUUACCCCUUUUUAUUGUAUAAUUUGCCGUUUGUAUAAUGUGACUUCUGUCCACGCAAGCACUUCUUGUACAUUUCCUCACGUAGCGAAAUGGCAUUCCAGCCGUUUCUGAGGGUUAUAGACUCGCAGUGGCUAUGUUUCAUGCUUCGUUAGCUUCGAGCUCAGCGCGAGUCGUGACGAGGGAGGUACUCAUUAAUCAUAAACACUACUCGACUAUGAUGCCUGCUUCCUACUCAUAUUAAACAACUUAAUAUUCUUUUC
Molecule: messenger RNA, 3516 nt
Organism: Cylicocyclus nassatus
Lineage: Eukaryota; Metazoa; Nematoda; Chromadorea; Rhabditida; Strongylidae
Source: the annotation of a GenBank genome assembly